This is a messenger RNA of Exophiala oligosperma, 753 nucleotides long. RefSeq lists its product as uncharacterized. Lineage: Eukaryota; Fungi; Ascomycota; Eurotiomycetes; Chaetothyriales; Herpotrichiellaceae. Bases 1 to 753 code for a protein of 250 amino acids. The transcript has a single exon. Gene Ontology annotation, biological process: DNA repair; regulation of DNA-templated transcription. The record is from RefSeq and is a predicted model, not a curated record. Gene Ontology annotation, molecular function: methyltransferase activity; zinc ion binding; DNA binding.
AUGUCUGAUAUCGAUCAUCGACGGUGGUUGGCCGUGCAGUCCCGAUCCAAGCAUGCCGACCAGGCAUUUGUUUACGCCGUCAUAACUACGAAGAUCUUCUGCAGACCAACAUGCCCGGCACGACUGGCUCGAAGGGCCAACGUGAAGUUUUAUGACACUCCUGUCCAAGCGGCUCUCGCCGGCUUCCGACCUUGCAAGCGAUGUAAACCGGAUCGCAAUCACGUCGAGGGCAGUACCAUCACGCAGCCACAGAGAGAAACCGUCAAGAAAGCAUGUGAAUACAUUGCAAUGACCAAAGGCAACACGACGCUUAAGGAAGUGGCGCAAAAUGUCAACAUCUCGUCGAGAUACCUUCAUGGUAUAUUCAAAGACAUCAUCGGGUCAACUCCUGCUGUAUACACUCUCAAGAUCAGGAGUCAAAGCAACUCGGAGUUGGCAUCUCCUAGCUCGGGGCAUGACUUACAGGUACAUGAUAACAGCGUCACUACAUCGCCCGUCGGAGGUGGUUGUCUGCCAGACGAUGGUGACUUUGCGUUUAUGGAAUUGAACAUGAAACAUUACGCCUCUGUUGCGGCAUACGAGGCUGUAGAGGAGCAAUUGAAACUAUUCGAUCAAGAGGAGAACAUUCUCGGAUGGCCCCAAGACGAAGCCAUGUCAACCGGUCUGGAAUGCUCAACCGACGAGUUCUUUGAUUUCUCGGCCUACGACAGCUUUUCUGACCCCGACGUUCUUGAUCAAUUUACAUUCGGAUGA